This is a messenger RNA of Naegleria lovaniensis, 2478 nucleotides long. RefSeq lists its product as uncharacterized. The record is from RefSeq and is a predicted model, not a curated record. The transcript has 2 exons. The coding region runs from base 1 to 2478 and encodes 825 amino acids. Gene Ontology annotation, molecular function: molybdenum ion binding; pyridoxal phosphate binding; catalytic activity. NCBI's taxonomy places the organism in Eukaryota, Heterolobosea, Eutetramitea, Acrasida, Naegleriidae.
AUGUCAUUACAAGAAUACUUUUCCGAGAUGGAACAAUUAAGAGACACGUAUUUUUCAGAUCCGAGCGGCGUCAUUCAUUUGGAUCAUGCAGCAAGUACAAUGUACAGCACAAAAUGUUUAAAGAAUGUUUUUGAAAAAUUAUUUCAUCAUACCAAUCUUCUUUCAAAUCCUCACAGCGAUGGAUCUUUUUCUGCGAAUGUGACCAAUCAAUUUAUUGCAGAGAGUCGUCAAUUUGUACUCAAGGAAAUAUUUAACACCUCACUCAAAGAAUAUGAUCUAGUGUUUACAUUGAAUGCAUCACAUUCUUUGAAAAUUAUUUCGGAAUGUUUUCCAAUGGGAGUCAAUUCAUGUGUGUCCUAUCUCAAAUUUUCUCACAAUUCUUUAAUUGGAGCACUUCGAUCUUGUGUAUCAAAUAAUGAAGAGUUUCAAAACGAAAAUGAAUCCAUUCAUUCCGAUCGAGUCGUUGUAGGAAACAACUUGGAAGAGAUUCGAAAACGAGCGAAAGCAUGGAGUGAAAGUGAUCAUCAUCUGGUUGGAUUUGCCGCAGAAUGCAAUAGCACAGGAACGAAAUUUGAUGAUUUUGACAUUUUUCCUUACCUUAACAAACAUCAUCCAAAUAUUUACACAAUUUUAGAUGUGUCAAAACACUCAAGCACCAACGUGUCCAUUGAUUUAUCCAAGUACAAACCAGAUUUUGUGGCGUUCAGUUUUUACAAAUGGUUUGGAUAUCCCACUGGUCUAGGCGCUUUACUAAUUCGCAAAAUGAGAGUUUCCAAUAUUGAUUUCAGACCAAGAAAUGGAUACUUUUCUGGAGGUGUAGUUCAAGUGAAUACUGCCACGGCUCCGUUUUUCACCAAGUAUAGAACUGAUUCGUUUCAUUCCAUGCUUGAAAACGGUACAUUACCUUUUCUGACCAUUUGUGAAAUGCUUUUCUAUUUGAAAGAAAUUCAACAAAUGUACUCGCAAUGUUGCAACAAGAAUUCCAAUUCAGAACAAAAUGAUACAAAUUCACACUCUGAAAAAUUAUUUGUUCCGAUACCAUUUCGUGAAAUUUUUCAAAUCAUUGAAAAGCAUUGUAACCACGUUCAAGAGUAUUGUGCGAACCAAUUGAAAAAUCUUUGUCACUAUAAUGGCAAAAUAGUUGUUCACAUUUACAAUGAAAAUAACAUUGGAAAGACAAGCAUCAUUAAUAUGAACGUGUUUAACAGUCGAGGACAAAUGGUUGGAUACUCUCAAGUUCAAGAAAUAUGUUCUCUCAAUUUAUUCAACAUCAGAACUGGAUGCUUUUGUGUUCCAGGAGCGUGUCAACAACUGUUUGACAUUUCAAGUGAAGAAAUGAUUGACAACUUUAAGAGAGGUGGUAAGAUCUGCUGGGACAGCUCUAUGGACGUUAUUCCAGGAAGUAACAAACCAACUGGAAGUGUGAGACUCUCAUUUGGUUAUUGUUCUAUACGAUCCGAUGUAGACAAAUUCAUUUCCUUGUUGAGGACACAUUUCGUUGAGACGGCACAAAACUCGACAAGCAUUGUUAAACCCAAGUACAAUGUCAUGGAUGACAGAAUCAAGGUGACUCAUUUCUAUAUUUAUCCUAUUAAGGGAUGUGGUGCCAUGAAACUAUUUCAAGAACAUAGAAGCGACCAUCAUAAUAAUGUGUCAUCGUGGAAUUUACAUAACGAUACUGGAGCUUACUUGGAUAGAGAAUGGGCAAUUCUUGAUGAAAAGAAUGGAGUACUAGGCUUGAAAAAGUGUCCUCGACUUGCGUUAAUCGAACCAUUCGUUGAUUUGGAGAAGAGACUUCUCACGAUCUCUCUGGUGCCUAGAGACAUAGACGUGCAACAAGAUCACACUAGUAUUUCAUUAUCAUUGGAUGAGUUUCCUUCCACAACCUUAAAUGAUGCAACUAUUUGUGGUCGUCACUAUGAAACUUGUGUUUACUCUGACGAUGUGAAUGAAAAAUUGUCGCGCUUCCUUGGUCAAUCGGUUCGUCUCAUCCGAAGAAAGAAGCAUGAUAUUUUAGAAAGCAACAACUCCAAUGACAAAUGCCAAUCUUCAUUUUCCAAUGAAGGAAAUAAGGGAUUGUUUUUGAUUUUAAACGAAGCUUCCUUAAUGGAUUUAAAUAACCGAUUGAAAAAUUCUCAGAACACGGUCAACCAUGUAAAUGACGAGACUUCCAAUGACGGUAUUGAAUGGUUAAUUGAAAGAAUGAGACCAAAUAUUGUCAUUCGAGGACUGGAAGCCUAUGAAGAAGAUCACAUCAAGUCUCUAUACAUUCAUGACAUUCCAUUUCAAAUUAAUUUUCCAUGUCCCAGAUGUACUACCAUUUGUAUGAAUCCUAAAACACUCAAGCAAGAGCAAGAGCCUUUAAAAACUCUCUAUACCUACCGAAAGCAAGAACAUAGUGCCAUGUUUGGUGUGUUAGCAAAUCAUUAUAUCGUUCAAGGAAAUGAUGAGAAACCAGUCGAAAUGAAAUUUCAAUGA